Molecule: messenger RNA, 1098 nt
Organism: Triplophysa dalaica
Lineage: Eukaryota; Metazoa; Chordata; Actinopteri; Cypriniformes; Nemacheilidae
Product: sarcoplasmic reticulum histidine-rich calcium-binding protein-like
Exons: 4
Coding region: 1-1098 (365 amino acids)
Source: RefSeq, a predicted model, not a curated record
AUGGGGCACGAGAAAAGAUCAGCUGGCAAGUCCUUUACUCCAGGCCUAUUUAUAGAGGACAUAACAGAUUUCGGGCAGAAGAGCUCCAGUUUGCUCAGGAUUUCCAUUGAAGCAGUCAAAAAUAAAAACCCGCCUGUUGCAUCAAAAACCAGCCCAAAUUUUAAAGACCCGAUUUUUUUCCGGUCGGACGUGACCAAAAGGAGCCCAAUUGGGCGGGAACCCGCCCAAUCUGGCAACAGUGCUGAUGGAGAUGAACAUAAGGACAGAGAGGAAGAUGAACAUGAGGACAAAGAGGAAGAUUACGGAAGUGCUCAUGAGGACAAAGAGGAAGAUGAUGAAGAUGAACAAGAGGAGAAACAGGAAGAUGAUGAAAAUGAACAGGAGUACAGAGAGGAAGAUGAUGAAAAUGAACAGGAGUACAGAGAGGAAGAUGAUGAAAAUGAACAGGAGUACAGAGAGGAAGAUGAUGGAAAUGAACAGGAGUACAGAGUGGAAGAUGAUGAAGAUGAACGGGAGGACAGAGAAGAAGAUGAUGGAAAUGAACAGGAGUACAGAGAGGAAGAUGAUGAAGAUGAACAGGAGGACAGAGAAGAAGAUGAUGGAAAUGAACAGGAGGACAGAGAGGAAUAUGAUGGAAAUGAACAGGAGUACAGAGAGGAAGAUGAUGAAGAUGAACAGGAGUACAGAGAGUACAGAGAGGAAGAUGAUGAAGAUGAACAGGAGGACAGAGAGGAAGAUGAUGGAAAUGAACAGGAGUACAGAGAGGAAGAUGAUGAAGAUGAACAGGAGGACAGAGAGGAAGAUGGUGGAAAUGAACAGGAGUACAGAGUGGACAAUGAUGAAGAUGAACAGGAGGAUAGAGAGGAAGAUGAUGGAAAUGAACAAGGGUACAGAGAGGAAGAUGAUGAAAAUGAACAGGAGGACCAUCAGGAAGAUAAUGAAGGUGAACAUGAGGACAGAGAGGAACAUGAUGGUGAACAACAGAGAGUUGGAGAGGAGAAAAGCCAAGAUCGAGAUAAAGACUCAAACCUAUUGAAGGAUGGCUUCGUCCCUAAAAGCCCCUACCUUGCCAUCAAAGCCAUGCAGGGUGACAUAUAG